Messenger RNA from Aedes aegypti (yellow fever mosquito), 943 nucleotides. Its product is annotated as chymotrypsin-2. The record is from RefSeq and is a predicted model, not a curated record. The transcript is spliced from 2 exons. Lineage: Eukaryota; Metazoa; Arthropoda; Insecta; Diptera; Culicidae. Gene Ontology annotation, molecular function: serine-type endopeptidase activity. Bases 85 to 822 code for a protein of 245 amino acids. Gene Ontology annotation, biological process: proteolysis.
GAGUGGAGGAAAGUCAGCAGCAGCAGUACAAGCGAAGCAGUAGCAGCACAGUUGUGAACAAUAAAGCUUCAAGUAGCUGAAACGAUGAAGGUGUUCGUUUUGUUGGUAGCCGCCUUGGUUGGAUGCGCUCAGGCCGUCGUCGAUGGAGAGUUUGCCGAGAAGGGCCAGUUUCCGUUUCAGGUGGCGCUGACCCAGAAGGGCAAACUACGCUGCGGAGGUGCUUUUGUUCAUGAGCGAUUUGUGCUUACGGCUGCGCACUGUUUGUUCGAUGGCGAGAAUCAGGUUGCGGAAAAGGGGCUGCGUGUUUUCUUUGGUAGCGAACGCUUGAUGAUGGGAGGACAAUUCCGUAACGUCAAGGCUGUCCACGUCCACGAGGAGUUCGAUCGUGGUACUUUCAAGUACGAUUUGGCCUUGUUGGAACUCAACAAACCAGCUCAGUUCAGCGAAACAGUUGAUGCCGCAACUGUUAACGAGACGCCGUAUGAUGAGAACGAGGCUGUUUUCUUCUCUGGAUGGGGACGUACAGCUGAGGGCGAAAAUACCACAUAUAAGCUGAAGUAUACCUCGUUCACCGUUCUGGACACCGAAGAAUGCAAGAACUACUUGGGUGAGGCGUUCUACGAGGGUGCUUUGUGUUUGAAAAAUGAAGAAGGCCACAGCAGUGCCUGUUUCGGAGACUACGGUGGCCCAGCUGUGUUCGGAAACACCCUCGCCGGUGUUGCCAGCUACACCUUUGAAGGCACUUGCGGAAGCGAACACCCAGACGUGUUCGUCGAUGCCGGAUUCUUCCAUGACUGGGUCCAAGAGAAGCUCGUGGAAUAAUUGUGUUCAAAUGCUUUAUUUUUCGCUAUUCGACUUAAUUCCUAAUCCAAUAUUUACAUGAUUUGUUGUUGUACUCAAUCGAUCAAAUAAAAACAAGACUACGGUCAUUAUAAUACUGUAA